AUGCCCAGUAUAUUUCGAAGAACUCGUAGAAUGUCGGAAAGUAUCAUCACCGACAAUACCAAUACUACUACCAACCCUCAAAUACCUCAGAAAACCAUGACGAUGGAUCGACCAGCUAUGGAAGAAGAAAUGAGAAAAGCAGGUUGGUCUGCAGCUCGUAUCAAAGCUUUUUUCAAAUCUAAUGGUUUUGAAGGAAAGUUUAGUUUGAGAAGAAGGAAAAGUAUGGAAGUAUCACCACCUGCUUCAUCACCUGAAGAUAUCAUCAAUACAACUAGUCCUAUCAACCCGACUACUCCUAUCAACAUCACUACUUCUCUCAACCCUACCACUUCUGAUGGUCCCACCAUCCUCGGUUCAACACCCACCCCACUUAACGGUACACUCUCCCCUCCUGUGAGAAAUGGCACUGGGACCACAGCUCGAAAUAUCAAUCAUACUCCUCGUUCAUCCAUCACCCAAAAUAUAUUUCCCUCUCCAAAACGAUACCCUGAAAACUUUUCUCUUGGGAGAACCACCUCACCCGAAGGUAAUGAUCACGCCCGAAGAGCCAGUUGGACACCAUCUUACCCGAUCAGAGUACCGAGUGACGGAUACGCCGACGUCGCCCCGGAUGGUCAUACAGUGCCGAAUGGGAAAAUGGCGGUAUCGCCCAUCGUACCCGGUACAACGGAUGAAAAUGCCUUACGGAGAUCACAAGCACCAUCAGAGGGAUUCAAGGGAGAUUUAGGGAAUGAUAUGAUACUUGCUCCACCUUUAACUACAACGCCCCAUAAAUCUCCCGAGGAUACCCUACCCACUCCUCCAACAUCUGCCAAUCCCCCGAUCAGAGAAGAUUUGAAAGAUGUCAAUUCAAUCAAACCAUCUCUCAACAUUCAGACUCCUCUCUCGACAAUACAGAAUGAACAUAGAUCGUCCAUCGUAGCGACAAAUAUCACCAAUUCCCCUAUAUCUUCCAAUGUGACACCCUCCACCUCCACCCCUUCAUCGCCCCAAACAUCCAAAGGAGAUAAGAGAAGACCUGACAUACCUAUAAGACGCACGACUCUGAUCUCUUCCCCACCCAUGCCGCAGCCCAUCAAAAACCUUCCCACACUUGCCAACUUGUCCGGUUACUCAUCUCCCAACAUUCCGGGUCCGUCCUGGGGCUCAUUAGCCAAGGAAGGUGGACCUAAAACGCCUGGUUGGGGAGGCCUCAUGUCACCCGCUCUACGCAACGAGGCAGGUACGAGUUCCAACGGGUUUCCCUUCGGUGGAGGCGUGUCUGGGAUUAUGCAUGGGACUAAUAAAGGUCAAGAUAAAGGUCGCAUGUCAGAGGGAGAACUGAGAAAAGCUAAGCGUGCCAUGCCUGUGAUGCUACGUGAACCCUCCUUUCGUCCAGACGGAGACGAGGGAGGAGAUGUCGGCGCGGAUGAAGACCAAGAUGACGAUGACGACGAGAGCGAAACGGAGAUGGAGUUGCAGGGCGGUCAGGAUGAUGAUUCCGAAGCGGAAACUGAGACAGAACCCGCCGUGGUCAAGGGUAGAAGGAGCUUGUUAUCGACUAAGAAAGGUAAGGGGAAAGGAAAGAGGAAGGUGACUGUCAAGGGGGUGCCAAGUAGGACCAUGGGCGCUGUCAAAGAGGAGGAAGAUGCCCCAUCGAAUUCAGCCAACACGCUCAUCGCUGCAAGACGUAAAGCCCCUUCUCCUCGUUUAGGUGAAAUCCCCAAACCAGCUCCUUCCAUCUCCACUUGGUCUUUACCUACACCCAAACAACGUCCAGCCCAUGCUCCUUUCGGCUCAUGGACUCAGUUCGCCGCGGAGACACCCGGCACGUCUCUUCAGACCCCACGUCCAAACCCUGCCUCACGAGGGACGUCAGAUUACAGUUCGGCACCGUCUUCGGAAGGUUAUUUUGAUUCUCAGCCUAACUCUUCGUCUGUCAGCGUAACUUCACCCACAACACAGCGAAAUUUAUCAUUUGCCAGUGUGUCAACUUCCGGUCAAAAUGAAUCGUCACCUGUCAAACUUGCGGCUCCUCUCGUCCAACCGGACUCUACGCCUGUUGCAGUUCAGACAAAUGAAGUUCCUAUCGCGCAGCCUCAAUCACCACCUCAACCUGGUGUGGUAGGUUUAGGUCUAGGACCAGUAUCGGUAUCCACACCAGAUGGACCUCAAAUCAUCGUCCGAACUGCUUCUCAUUCCGUACCCCAGUCACCGUCGACGUCGGAACGAGACCGACCCGUGGCGGAGGAUGGCUCAUCUUCUGGAUUAGAAACGACUCCACCCUCUGUGCCGCAACGCACUCCUCCCAUGCCCGACCAGGAAGGCGACAGCGAAGAAGACGAAAGUGAAAACGAUACCAAUGACGGAUCCGAAGAAACCUCUACCAUGUCACAUGAUCCUCCUGAUUCCACAACCCAACCGUCUUCUCCAAUGUCAUCGGGAAAACGACCAUGUCUAUACACUCAAGUUUCCCGAUCUAUGAUAGAUGUCCGACCUGGAGGUUCAGAAAUGCCAAUGGGUUCUAUGCCAUUGACUGUUAUGGGAACGCCACGGUUGGAAACUAUUCGAUCGAGAGAAGCACCAGGUAAAAUUGAUAUACCUCGUAAUCCAAGUUUCCCCAAUGUGGAACAACAUCAGGUAUCGUCUCCAGGAUCGGAAUGGGCUAAACCGCCACCAACCCCAGCGGCGGGGUUGACAACUCCUUUCUGGGGGAAACGAGAGAAAGAUAUGCCUUCUAUUCCCGGAUUAAAGAGGAGAAGAUCGGCAGAUGAUUUGGUUUUGGCACCACCGAAAUACGAGCCUCCGUUCCCGGGCACUUUUGUGCCUAGACCGAGGGAUGAAGAAGGGAUGGAGAAAUUGCCGGGGUAUUGGUGUGCUUCCGUGAAUGGGGUGUACGGUGCAGCGCUCAUCGAAUUACAGGUUCACAUUGAGGGUCUGCUCCAACGUAAGAUGGAAUUCUCCUCCCCCGGAGUACAAUCAAGAGAUCGUAGUUGGAAAAAGUUAUAUUUCAUCCUUCGCGGAACCGCUUUACAAGUGUACAAAUUUGACCCUCAUCGAUUUCCCUUGAAAUCUGAAACCGUUCCUGUGCCCGUCGUGACAGAUAUGGAAUCUGAAGAAUACCUACAUGUUCAUCUUCCCGGAGAACGACGUCCUUCUACAUCACUCACUUUACCUUCAUCCUCUUCCCCACGUCGAGCUUCCAUGUCAACUAGUACUUCAUCCGAUCAACGACGUACACCAUCAUCUACGGACACUUCCAUUCGACGAGGUUCAUUCGGUCACACAUCUGGAUCAUCUUUGACCAUACCUGAUAAUUCAACCUCUCGACGUGCUUCAAUGUCAGCUUCGAAUUCUCCUUUGAAUCCGAAUUUCAACACUGCGGAAAUCAACGGAGAUGGAAAAGAUACAAACUUGUUCAAUUCCAGUAAUUCGUCUGGAAGAAGACAAUCGAACGGUUCUCAAACUGCUUCAAGCGCUUCUUACGCUUCACACGGAUCUUAUGGUUCGACAAGUGGAGGAACUUCUUUAGCUUCUCAUUUUCAACAUAACGCUUUGAUCAAGACAUAUACUUUACAGAAUGCUGAGAGUGGAUUAGCUGCGGAUUAUGUGAAGAGGAAGAAUGUCGUUAGAGUUAGGGCGGAAGGACAACAGUUUUUGCUACAGACUGAUAAUGCUAGAGAUGUGGUUGAUUGGAUUGAGGCAUUCCAAGCAGCUACCAACGUAUCUCUCGACUUGGACCAACGUCCCAUGCCUAAAAUCAUCACCCUCCCCCGUCGACGUCGUAGACGUGUGGUAGGAACCGCAGGGGCAAACGGUACGGCCAAUGGUGUUGCGGCGGCUAACGGGGGGACGGGAUCGAUUCCAGCACCGAAUACGGAGACGACGAGUGAGAGGGAAAGAGAGAGAAUGUUAUUGGAGGAUCAGUUGGCUGCUGCUGGUUGAUAACAAUGUUCGUUUCCGAAGUGUGUAGAGGGACAAAUCGGUUUCUGGGCUUCUACAGUUCAACUUAUGAUGGGAGGGAGGAUGAUGACUCAAUCUGGCAAAGAAAGAUAGAUCGGUGUGAGUGGAGCUUGCCCGCCCAUUUGACAGACCCGUGUCACUUCGUGAGGGAGCUGGGGUUGGUGAGUUGGUAUCUCGCUGGUUAAGCAAGAUUCAUGGAUGGGAGAUCUGAAGUAACGAAGGCGUAAAUGGCGUUGGUGUGUGAUCUGGACAGUGGGUGGGUGAAUGUACAAAUUUGUCGAGUGAAAGUUGAGGGAUCAUAUAGCUAUAUUUUCUAAUAUUUUUGUUCAUUUGUCAUACAAUACACUAAAGUAUCAAAGCAUGCAUCUGGGAUCUGUUUCGU
Molecule: messenger RNA, 4324 nt
Organism: Tremella mesenterica DSM 1558
Lineage: Eukaryota; Fungi; Basidiomycota; Tremellomycetes; Tremellales; Tremellaceae
Exons: 5
Coding region: 1-3924 (1307 amino acids)
Source: RefSeq, a predicted model, not a curated record